AUGUCAGAAGUCACAGCAACAGCCGCACAGAGGCUGGUCGCAUUGCUUACGGAAGUCGAGCCCGAGAACCAACCGCCCUGGCAUUCGCCUGUGGAUCUUGAUGAUCCAGUCCAAAACCGUUUAUCUAUUGUACUGGACGCUUUGGCUCGAAUACUAGUUUCUUCACCGCGACACGAAGUGAUUGCCGUUGGAUACCAAACCAACCACGAACGGGCUACAGCACCACAAGAGAGCAGUGUUAGCGACGAUGAAUUUGAAAGAACUCCCCCACCAGUGGUGCACGAGAAGACUUUGCCGAAAGAUCUACGGGAGAGAAUUAGCAAGUUGAGGGUUUCAAUCUAUGUAUUCUCGUUCGAGAAGUUCGGACAACGCUUGGAAAACCGUACAGAGGCACCACACGGGUAUCGGGUUUUACAGAGUUUUGUCGAGGGUUUGACAGGUGACGACGAGGCCGCCAAUCAUUUAAGGUCUGUAAACCGCAUACUUGAUUGGAUAACAAGAGUCCUAAACAAGAAUUCGGGUAAGAUACCGCCGGAGAGAAUGCUAGUGUUCGUCGAUGCUGUCGAUCGAAUUCGUGCUACGGCAGACAAAUUGUUCAAGAUACCUUAUCAACCCUCGCCAGCCUUUCCGCCCCUGGAACGUUUUCUCAGGAAGUUAUCUUCUGUAUCAGGAGCCACCAGUAUACUUCUCAUGUAUGCUUACUCGCCUCGGCUCUAUAAAAGAUAUCUAGGGAGACUUACAGAACACUGGAACACUAUCGUCGAGGCAGUUGUGAAAGAUUCCGGUGCCAGCAGUGUGUUGGGCGGUAUCAGAACCAAGCCCAGUUCCUCGAUAUCACGUCGAUUCAGAAGAAAGGUGAAAGUAGCCGUUCAUUGUGAGUGCCCCGCGCUCCACAUCAUCUCAUCUACUGCUCUCUUAGGACCAGCAGUUGGAUAUAUAGGUGUUUCCAAACUGUCAUUUCUGGCGUGCUGGUUGUUCCUCCAGAGCAUGAGGUGUGCGGGUUACAAUUUUAAUACGAGGGGCUGCCGUUCUAAAGCCUAUUUCCCGUGGAAAUGUCCGGACCUGGAGAUGAGAGCAGCGGGCCUCCCAACGGAAAAGAAAGCGGCAAUCCUUGAUUCCUUUUGUCGGACCCUCAAAGAGAGUUAUGUAAGACGGUUGCACGAUAACUAG
Aspergillus glaucus CBS 516.65 is the source of this 1170-nucleotide messenger RNA. Its product is annotated as nucleic acid/nucleotide deaminase domain-containing protein. The transcript has 4 exons. Bases 1 to 1170 code for a protein of 389 amino acids. The record is from RefSeq and is a predicted model, not a curated record. NCBI's taxonomy places the organism in Eukaryota, Fungi, Ascomycota, Eurotiomycetes, Eurotiales, Aspergillaceae.